Trichomycterus rosablanca is the source of this 858-nucleotide messenger RNA. RefSeq names its product very long chain fatty acid elongase 7-like. The transcript has 7 exons. Gene Ontology annotation, molecular function: fatty acid elongase activity. Lineage: Eukaryota; Metazoa; Chordata; Actinopteri; Siluriformes; Trichomycteridae. The record is from RefSeq and is a predicted model, not a curated record. The coding region runs from base 1 to 858 and encodes 285 amino acids. Gene Ontology annotation, biological process: fatty acid elongation, saturated fatty acid; fatty acid elongation, polyunsaturated fatty acid; fatty acid elongation, monounsaturated fatty acid. Gene Ontology annotation, cellular component: endoplasmic reticulum membrane; endoplasmic reticulum.
AUGGCUUUCAACAAACUGACCUCAAGUGUUGCCUUGCUCUAUGACCAGUAUCUUAAAAAAGCAGAUCCGAGGGUUGAAGACUGGCCUCUCAUGUCGUCCCCAGUCCCUCAAACAAUAAUCAUCCUUUCCUACAUCUACUUUGUCACGACGUUUGGACCUCGACUAAUGGAGAACCGCAAACCCUUUAACCUCAAGCAGCCAAUGAUCAUCUACAACUUUGGCAUUGUUGUGUUCUCGCUAUACAUGAUUUAUGAGUUUCUCAUGUCUGGCUGGGCUAAUGGAUACUCAUACCAGUGUGAUGUUGUGGAUUAUUCCAGCUCUCCUCAGGCUCUCAGGAUGGCUUGGACUUGCUGGCUCUAUUACUUCUCAAAGUUCAUCGAGAUGCUGGAUACUGUUUUCUUUGUUCUGAGAAAAAAGAAUAGCCAAGUCACUUUCCUUCAUGUGUACCAUCACUCAAUCAUGCCCUUUACAUGGUGGUUUGGGGUCAAGUUUGCUCCAGGUGGCCUGGGAACCUUUCAUGCCCUGCUGAACUGCUGUGUCCAUGUGGUCAUGUACACCUACUAUGCCCUUUCUGCUUUGGGACCAGCCUACCAGAAGUAUAUCUGGUGGAAAAAGUACAUGACUACUAUUCAGCUGGUUCAGUUUGUGAUGGUGACUGCCCACAUUGGCCAGUUUUUCUUCAUGAAGGACUGUCCUUACCAGUUCCCGGUGUUUCUCUACGUCAUCGGCCUGUAUGGACUCAUCUUCCUGAUUCUCUUCCUCAAUUUCUACUAUCAUGCAUACACCAGGGGGAGAAGGUUGCCUAAAGUCCUGCAGAAGGGAACAUGCUGUCAGAAUGGUGCACACAAAACUGAGUAA